GAGUUUUGUGAAGAGUUUGUCGCAAAUUUGUACGAAUCAUAUGUUUAGGAAAUAAUAUUUUAAUGAAAGCGCGAGUGGAAUAUUGAAUAGGCGGUGAAGAGCAUGGAAUAUCAUUAAGUGUCAUCAGAUUUAUGAAGAAGAUUAAAUGGUGGUAAAAUACUUAUAGAUAAGACACAGAAUCAUAAAUCACUAGAAAGAAUUAAAACUAUGAUAAUCGUGCAAAAAAUUACAGGAAAAGCGUGCAAAAAUGUAAAAGUGAAGUGGAUAAAUUUUUUUUGAGUGCAAAAGGAAGUCUUGAAUGCUAUUAACAUGAGAAAUCUACAGCCGGAAAUAAAUUUCGUAUUAUAAUUGGAUUUAUUGAAAGAUUUAUCGUUCGUUACUGACACUUUCACACAGGAUAAUUUACAUAAUGAUGCACUGAUUAAAACAUUUCGAAAACCAAUUUUUCAAUUAGCAAUUAUGAAUUAAAUUUGCAAUUGUACUCACGUCGGCGGUUAAUAAAUGCACAGUCGCAUUAAAAAACCCCACACCAGGAAAAUUAAAUGCAUUAAAACUGAUAAAAAAUGAAAUUGAAUUCAGAAAAUCUUUGUUUGUUCAAUUUCAUUUAUAUUGUAAUAUUUAAUACCAUAAUGAAUAGUUUAUACGAAUUCACACUGGCCGAAACUGUUGUUGCUACUGGAAUAAUAAAUAAUGGAAUAAAAAACGAGAAACCCUAUUUUGAAGAGAUUCAUCCGCGAAACAUUUCCACAGCAAUUGAUGAUACAGCAAUAUUAAAAUGUGUGGUGAAAAAUAAAGGAAAUCGUACGGUAUCAUGGAUGCGAAAACGAGAUCUUCAUAUUUUGACAUCAAAUACUUUUUUAUACACUGGAGACCAAAGGUUUUCGGUAAUUCAUCCACAAGACUCUGACGAGUGGAAUUUGAAAAUUGAAUAUGCACAACCUAAUGACGCUACAACCUAUGAAUGUCAAGUCAAUACGGAGCCAAAAAUUAAUUAUGCUGUUAAUUUGUCCGUAAGAAGUGUGGAUCUUAAAAAUAUUUAUGACGUACCUGAACGAAUUGAAGCUGCAAAAGCAAAAAUUAUUGGAUCACAGGAGCUUCACAUCAAGAAAGGUUCAACAAUAUCUCUUAGCUGCACGGUCAAUAUUUAUGGAUCUGCAAUUUCAUGGUUCCAUGGAACGUCAAUUGUACAGUUUGAUUCAGACAGAGGAGGGAUAAGCUUAGAACAAGAAAAAACAGAAACUGGCACAACUAGUCGUCUACUGAUAACAAGAGCAAAUUUUCGAGACAGUGGUAAUUACUCUUGCGUUCCCAUUGGAGCAAUCUCAGCAAGUGUGAUUGUUCAUGUUCUUAACGGAGAAAUUCCACAAGCUAUGCAAACCAGCGAUGCUGUGCAUCCACCACGUCCAACCUUAUUCAUUUCUCUUCUAAUAUUAAGUACAUUCUGUAACUUGCUAAGUAUACAACAUAUCACGACUAAAGUAAUUACAUUUAUCCUUGAAAGGUGAUUAAGAAUCUAAUUUUGGAAUAUUCCAAAAUAUAAAAAAAAAAUCAUUUAAAGUGAAAAAAAAGUGUUAAUUUGAAAUGAAGAAAAAUUAGAUAAGAACAUUGUGAAUCAGUAGUUAUAGAAUUUUGUUAAAUUUAG
Chironomus riparius is the source of this 1642-nucleotide messenger RNA. Lineage: Eukaryota; Metazoa; Arthropoda; Insecta; Diptera; Chironomidae. The record is from the annotation of a GenBank genome assembly.